UUUCGAGUUUUCAAGAUGGCGGCCAUUAGGACACGGCCAUUGGAGAAUCUGCUGAAAUUUAAGCCGAAGAAUAAGGAAAAGAGAAAGCAUAUUUAUAAAAAACUCAUCACUGCACUUGUGCAAUAUGAAAGGAUAGAGACAACGCUAAACAAAUGCCAUGAUCUAUCACGAGUUGCUGAAAGAAUGAUUGAUCUUGCUAAAGUGGGAGAUGAAGAAACAAUUAACAGUUGGAUUACAAAGAAAAAUUUGAUACCAAAGGUGUUUGGGCAUCUCUUGCCGCGAUACGAAAAUCAAGUGAAUGGUUACACGCGAGUAUACAAAAUACCACCACGAAAGAGAGAUAUGGCCAAGAUGGGCAUUGUGGAAUUUGUUGGAAAUGAUCUGCCUCCUUUGUUACCAUCAGAGGAAGAACUGAGAAAGUUACAACUGAAAAAACUGACAGAGUUGACCCCCAAGGGGAUCCCCUCUCAAGGAACCCUUGUGUAAAUUAACAACAGGGACCUGUUGGUUUUGAUUAAUUUCCAUGGAUCUACUGUUAAUGCUAUAAUAAGCACUUCCCUAAGGAGGGGGGGGAAGGGCUCAUGGGGUAUCAAUUUACAGGGUUUUCAG
Messenger RNA from Pocillopora verrucosa, 609 nucleotides. RefSeq names its product large ribosomal subunit protein bL17. Gene Ontology annotation, cellular component: mitochondrial large ribosomal subunit; ribosome. Gene Ontology annotation, molecular function: structural constituent of ribosome. The record is from RefSeq and is a predicted model, not a curated record. NCBI's taxonomy places the organism in Eukaryota, Metazoa, Cnidaria, Anthozoa, Scleractinia, Pocilloporidae. Gene Ontology annotation, biological process: translation.